AUGGGCUCCAGAGCGGCGCCCGGCAAGGACCCAUACUGCGCUGUGGAGCAAGUGGUGAAGUAUGGAGAAAGCUACUACAUCCACUUGAACCAAGUUGAUGGCCCCAUCACUCUGGAGUUCAGGCCCAGUCUGGUUCAGGCCAAUCAAACAGAGAUGCAGCAAACUACAGAGCCUCCGCCCAGGGUGCUGUACAAUCAGACGGGGUUGACGGCGGAAGAAUACGUGGGACGCCUCAGUGUGUCGGAGAAACGGGUGACGUUGCACUCGGUCAGGAUGACGGAUGAGGGGAGCUUCACAGUGCUGGACCGUGAGGGUAAAGUCAGGAGGAGGAACUGCCUGAAUGUCAGAGAACACCAGAACUUCAUGCACCUCUCCUAUGGAGGAAACCUGAAGAUGAAACUCUACCUGCACCAGUCCAACCUCAACAUCGUCUACAGGCCCAAAUCAGACAAUCAGGACCGGGUCAUCCUGGACCAGGGGGUUCUGGUGACGCCGCUAGACCCUCAGCUGGAGGGCAGGCUGACCGUGGAGGGGUCGGAGCUCAUCAUGAAGAAGGUCCGCGUGGCCGACACGGGUGUCUUCAAGUUGACAGACCUGGCUGGGUUUCCUGUGGCUCAUGUCUACAUAGAGGUGGAGGCCUAUAAACUGCCUCCCCUGACAGUGGCUGUCCUCUCCAUGCUGGGCCUGAUCGCCUUCAUGCUGCUGGUGUGUUUGCUGUCCUGCAUCUAUAAGGUGCACAAGAGGAACGAAAAGAACAAGAAGCUGAUGCUCAUUGCUCAGCAGGCUGGGAAGGGAGAUGGCGAGGCUUUCAGACAGGUGGUCCAUGAGGCGUACACCAGGUUCACUGAGGAGUCUCUGACGCAGUCUGUGUGUGAUAAACCCUCGGAGAGCACAGAGGUCACCAUCAAGGGCCUUGAGGUUUCCAAACCCGGCCGCUACCAGGCUCUUACGUCAGACAACUUUCUGGAGAUGAGCGACUCUGGAGUGGAGUUCACCACCUCUGGUCUCCCUCUAGACAGCGACACUGAAGCUGUGAUGACCUACGCCUCCCACAAACCCCUCCUGAACGCCGUGUCCCCUACAGCCGUGACCGAGGCAGCCAACUCAGACAGCCUGGAGGCCACCGUCGUCCCUGAUCUCAGCGCCAGUCGGACCCCUGACUCCGCCAUGAGCGCCAGCCCCGCCUCCAAUCCUCGCUCACUUGCAGCUACGACCCCCGAUGGCAGCCUGCAUGGCGCCGCGUCGCCGGGAACGGCCUCCAGGGGCACCGUUGGGUCGGAUCCAGCCCAGAUGGAGGGAGGGGCUGAGAAUGGAGAAGCUGAGCAGAAAGAGGAAUCAGCACAGAGCACCUGAGAGGAAACACCAGGAUAGAUUUUUUUUAGCUCAUCUCUUCUCUUCUUCAUCUUUCUGAACCUUAUCUUAUCAAACACCACCCAGUCCUCCAUCACUGCGUUUGAAACAACACCUGAGACAAAAUAUUCACGCUUGGAUUCGGAUACCAGUGUAGCCCAGGAGAAAAUAAUAAAAAAGGCAGUUGCACAUAAUGCACAAAGCAAAAUUGAUUGCACUAUGCACUGAAAAAUGAGAUGCAAAAAGUAAACCUAAACUCUUAUCAAAACAAGAACAAUGCAAUUUUGCAUCCAUAGGGAAAAUGCAUGCAUUUAAAUUAAACAUUAAAGUAGAUAUAAUAGUUCAGGUCUACAGGACAACGCUCACGUUAGAGUAGACUGCCUGCAUGCGAGCUUCAACGGGCUAAAGAAGCACAGGCUCAAAACAAAGUUAUGAUGAUGUGACAAGGGUGAAACACUCUUAGCACUAAACACCUAAAUGGGAUGAAAUAAUUUUUAGCUCCUGUAGAAAGGUCAUCAAACAAUUACAGCAGUUUGACAGUUCGACAGGUGGAGCCAGUUCACUGCGAGGAAUCAGACCGAGGCCACUAACAACAGCAGCAAAGAGCGAAUCUCAACGUGUUGCCUCUGACAGCACUUUGGUCUGCUCUCACAGCAUCAGACAAACACCGCCGUGAUUGCAUCUCAUCCCACCCGCACACAGACUCUAUUAUUAAGCAUGUCAGAAAGUGUCUCCUACACUCAGACACAAGUGCUUGUCUCAGCACUCGCUCAUGAGAAACACCUCCUUCUGAAAAACCUGCAAACUCAAAACAAGCUCAACUGGAUUGCAUAUCACCACUCCUGUGCUGUGUGAGUGCUGCUGGUUAUUUUCCUUUCUAUUAGAAAUCGUGGGUCAAAUCUGCCACAUUUUAAGACAUAAUCUAAAAAUAAAAACACAUCUCUCUCAGAAAACACCUACGAGAAACACAGCAAACUGUAGAAACGACCUCAUCUGUUUUUUUUUUGUCCCUGUCAGAGCAAAACAAGAUUGGAUAGAAGACUGUGCAACACUUUUAGGACUUCUGGAACAGCCCUCUAGAACAUAAUUGGAUUCUUGGUCUCUUUGCAGAUGGACUGAUUCACUGACACCGCAGAGAGUGAGGAGCAGUGAUGAAAGACGACGACAGAGAUGGAUAAGGGUACCAUUCGGGGGGGAACAGAUAAAUGACUUGCAUGAUUUAAAGCCUCCUAUUUUCAUCUUCUAACCCCCCCCUCCCCAUCCAUCUCACGGAGCUCUGAUUAUUGUGGCCCCGUUGUUUUGCCAAAAUGAAGUGAGACGCAGUUGGAUCAAUCUGCGAUAACAACACAGCCUCAGCCUGCAGCCCCUGAACGCAACGAAUAAGUGAUAAUGAGAGGUGUACGAGUGUGUGUUUCGUAACAAAGCAACCAACUAUGUUAGACAUUCAGUGCAACUGCAUGGAGACAUCAGUCCACUCAGCCCAUGAAAAAUAGAAAAUGAAAAAGAGGGGGACACAAACCCCGAAUUCAAGGUUAAAAUAAUAUAAAUAACUCACCUCACGUUUACUGCUGGUGCUCUAUGAAUCCAAACCCACCGUACAAUUAAGUGACACUGAGGCUACUACUGACUGUAGCAGUAACAGUAUGUAGUGUGUGUGUAGCACAGGACGGACAUGUGUUUACAACCACUUCAGUUUAAAUGUAUUCAGCUGCUCUGUGACCAGGUUACACUUCUUAUUGAUUUAAGGGCAUUUAAAUCCCAAUAACUAAUAGUUCAUACUAAAUAUUUUUUUACUGCAGAGCUGUAAAGCAGCGGUUCCCCAGGCUAAAUAAUAUGUUCUCAGAGCACUUUUUAUUUUAAUGAUAACGAUUUAACAUUCAGGAUUGAACUAAUGAACUGAAAGCUUUAUUUAUUUAUUUGACAGGGGAGAGACCUUGUUGCUAACCAGCGGUACAUUUUGAUACUGGAUAUAAUCUUUUAGUUAGCAAACAAGUACAUGAUGUGGUCCGGCAACAAACGUAAAAGUUCCUGUUACUGGCUUAUCACACUGAUAGGCCUUAGUAUGAGAAAACAAAGAAAGGA
Seriola dumerili (greater amberjack) is the source of this 3432-nucleotide messenger RNA. RefSeq lists its product as uncharacterized. The coding region runs from base 1 to 1353 and encodes 450 amino acids. Lineage: Eukaryota; Metazoa; Chordata; Actinopteri; Carangiformes; Carangidae. The record is from RefSeq and is a predicted model, not a curated record. The transcript has 7 exons.